Rhagoletis pomonella (apple maggot) is the source of this 836-nucleotide messenger RNA. RefSeq lists its product as uncharacterized. Gene Ontology annotation, biological process: proteolysis. Gene Ontology annotation, molecular function: aspartic-type endopeptidase activity. NCBI's taxonomy places the organism in Eukaryota, Metazoa, Arthropoda, Insecta, Diptera, Tephritidae. The record is from RefSeq and is a predicted model, not a curated record.
CGUUCGUCUUUGCGGAUGAAAAAGUUUUGGCUAAAGAAACGUAAUCUAAAUAAAUUUAUCAUUUCUGCAAUCAUUCACAGUAAGGACGAUAUCCGCCCGUUUACAAAUAUUGAAAUAUUUGGCCAUAAGCAUUUAGCUCUUCUAGACAGUGGAGCUAACAAGAGCGUAAUAGGAGGAGCUCUUGCCGCAGAAAUUGUUUCAAAACCUUUAAAAUUUAACAAAAUAAAUGGCAUAGUUCAUGCUGCUGAUGGUCAUAAACAGACGGUUGCAGGUACUGUUAGUAUACCCCUGACUUACAAUUCAAUUGAAGCGGAGUUUGAAUUUCUGGUAGUACCGUCUAUCAAGCAGAGUGUUAUUUGCGGAAUGGACUUUUGGAGAGCUUUUGGGAUCUCCAUUAGAACCCCUUUCUCUAUUAAUGAAGUGGUAGAAGAGACAGCAAGCGUGCCCAGCAAAUUACAUAUGUCGGACGCUCAGAGAGCAAAGCUUCAGUCGGUGAUAGAAUUUUUCCCUUCAUCGGAACGCUAUGGUCUGGGAGAGACAUCUCUUGUAGAGCAUGUGAUUGACACAGCUGAGGCUAAGCCUAUUAAACAAAGGUUUUAUCCCUUGUCACCGGCCAAGGAGAAGUUGCUAUGUGAGGAGGUUGAUCGUAUGUUGCGCUUGGGAGUGAUUGAAGAAGCUUCUGCUUCUCCAUGGUCUUCUCUAGUGACACUAGUUGUUAAGCCUGGAAAGGUGAGAUUAUGUUUAGAUGCUCGUAAGGUCAAUGCGGUGACCGUAAAGGAUGCAUAUCCGAUGCCGAUCCUUGAGGGUUUGUUAAGUCGUCUUCCUCCCGUGCAUUG